Hibiscus syriacus is the source of this 1682-nucleotide messenger RNA. RefSeq names its product eukaryotic initiation factor 4A-10-like. Gene Ontology annotation, biological process: cytoplasmic translational initiation. The transcript has 5 exons. Gene Ontology annotation, cellular component: cytoplasmic stress granule. NCBI's taxonomy places the organism in Eukaryota, Viridiplantae, Streptophyta, Magnoliopsida, Malvales, Malvaceae. The record is from RefSeq and is a predicted model, not a curated record. Gene Ontology annotation, molecular function: RNA helicase activity; translation initiation factor activity; ATP binding. Bases 277 to 1518 code for a protein of 413 amino acids.
GAAACGACACUCAAACGCUUUAUAUUGCUUGAUUUGCUUUGCGUUUGCUAUCGACGCUCUCUUCACUCUUUAGGUUUUGCUCUCAAAACUCCACGGCGCAGAUCCGAGGUUGGGAAAACCCUAUCUCCCCCCAUAAAUAUCAACCGAAAAAGGCUCUAAUAAAACUACCCCUUUCCCCCCUCUCUUCAACAAACCCACUUUCCCAUCCCUAAUACACUCUUUCCCCCCUUUUCUCCUUUUCUCUUUGCUCUUUGCUCUUUUCAUCAGCUUCAAGUCAUGGCAGGUUUGGUACUGGAAGGAUCCCAAUUUGAUGCUCGCCAAUAUGAUCAGAAAAUGACUGAGUUGCUCCAAACUGAUGGAGAUGAUUUUUUCACAAGUUAUGAUGAAGUUCAUGACAGUUUUGAUGCUAUGGGACUUCAAGAGAACCUUCUGAGGGGUAUCUAUGCAUAUGGUUUUGAGAAGCCUUCCGCAAUUCAGCAACGUGGUAUUGUUCCAUUUUGCAAGGGUCUUGAUGUUAUUCAGCAGGCACAGUCUGGAACUGGGAAGACAGCUACUUUCUGCUCUGGAAUUUUACAGCAACUUGAUUAUGGUAUCGUCCAAUGUCAGGCUCUGGUUUUGGCACCCACUAGGGAGUUGGCACAACAGAUUGAGAAGGUAAUGCGGGCACUUGGUGAUUACCUUGGUGUUAAGGUCCACGCAUGUGUUGGUGGUACAAGUGUUCGCGAGGAUCAGCGCAUUCUUCAAAGUGGUGUUCAUGUUGUUGUCGGCACUCCUGGUCGUGUCUUUGAUAUGUUGAGGAGGCAGUCACUUCGCCCAGAUUAUAUUAAGAUGUUUGUCCUGGAUGAGGCUGAUGAAAUGCUUUCCCGUGGUUUUAAGGAUCAGAUCUACGAUAUCUUCCAACUGCUGCCAUCUAAGAUUCAGGUUGGAGUAUUUUCUGCUACAAUGCCACCUGAAGCCCUUGAAAUCACUAGGAAGUUCAUGAACAAACCUGUGAGAAUUUUGGUUAAGCGUGAUGAGCUCACCCUUGAGGGUAUCAAACAGUUUUAUGUGAAUGUUGAAAAGGAGGAUUGGAAGCUUGAAACCCUUUGUGAUCUCUAUGAGACCCUUGCCAUCACACAGAGUGUCAUCUUUGUGAACACUCGACGCAAGGUUGACUGGCUUACUGACAAGAUGCGUAGCCGUGACCACACAGUUUCCGCAACCCAUGGAGACAUGGAUCAGAAUACUCGUGAUAUCAUCAUGCGAGAAUUCCGCUCUGGUUCUUCUCGUGUUCUCAUCACAACUGAUCUCCUUGCUCGUGGUAUUGAUGUGCAGCAAGUCUCCCUUGUUAUAAACUAUGAUCUGCCGACUCAACCAGAAAACUACCUCCACCGAAUAGGACGAAGUGGAAGGUUUGGAAGAAAAGGUGUGGCUAUUAACUUUGUGACGAAUGAUGAUGAAAGAAUGCUGUAUGACAUCCAGAAGUUCUACAAUGUGAUAAUCGAGGAGCUGCCAUCAAACGUUGCCGAUCUCCUUUGAUAAGGUUACGUUUUUUAACCAUUGUUUGAGGCAAAGCGUUUUGUUGUCUUUGCAAAGUCGUAUUCAGCGUGCACUCUUAUUGUUUGUUUUGCUUUAUAGUGUGUUAAGUUAAUGGUGUUCCUCAACAUAUUUGACCAUUUUAAUGGUAUGGGUCCUGCACAUUU